AUGACCAUAAGAUAUUCCGAGGACGAUAAGGACAGCACGAUCGACCGCGCCUCUUUCAAGUCGACUCCAGAUCACGACCUGACAGAGGCACCUGCUGUUGGCUCAAAGCAGGAAGAGGAGAUUGAGAGUCAGACUGCUGGGGUUCAAAAAGACACUUCUGAGACGAAUUGGGCGGCAUUAUCACAGAUCGUUGUUGCCUUCUUCCUCACUUUCAAUACGUGGGCGGUACUCAAUACUUAUGGCGCCUACCAGACCUACUAUGUCAGUACGGACAUCUUAAGACGUACGAAUAGCCAGAUUUCUUGGAUCGGUUCGCUACAAGGCUUCCUCAUUCUUGGGACGUUGAUCAUUACGGGUCCCUUGUUCGACAGAGGCUAUGCUCGUGCUCUCACAUGCGGCGGCCUGCUCCUCGAUGUCUUUGGCAUGAUGAUGACGAGUAUUGCAACAGACUACUGGCAGCUCAUGUUGUGCCAAGGCGUAUGCGUAGGUUUGGGCCAUGGUUGUCUCUUCAUCGUUGCUGUUGGCCAGCUGGCCUUGACGUUCAAACGACAUCGUUGGAUGGCACUCGGUCUAGCACAGAGCGGAGGAAGUAUUGGUUAG
Messenger RNA from Recurvomyces mirabilis, 600 nucleotides. RefSeq lists its product as uncharacterized. The transcript has a single exon. Gene Ontology annotation, biological process: transmembrane transport. The record is from RefSeq and is a predicted model, not a curated record. The coding region runs from base 1 to 600 and encodes 199 amino acids. NCBI's taxonomy places the organism in Eukaryota, Fungi, Ascomycota, Dothideomycetes, Mycosphaerellales, Teratosphaeriaceae. Gene Ontology annotation, cellular component: membrane. Gene Ontology annotation, molecular function: transmembrane transporter activity.